UGCCCAGGAUGCUGAGGCGUUGGCAGGGGUCAGUUCCUGUUGGUAUAGACUAAAAGCACGGGAUGUCCCUGCUCUAUCCUACCUCACCUUCUGUGUGACUAAACGGAUUGGUCAUAAACACAUUUUAAGACACAACUAAGGAGCGGCUGGAAAUCUCAAGGCGUGUCACACAAACGCUGACACACCCUUACUGAGCUAGACCUGUACACACUUUACUGUCAGGAAGAAAGACUGGAGACACAUCUCUUCAACUGUGGGAAACUUUUCACACUCGUUCAUUACCUAGGAAAUUGUUCCCGGUGGCAUAGCACUAUAUACAUUAACUCUUGCCAUGUUGUCCUCACCAUCCCCUCUGAAAACUGCCCUGGCAUCAGAAGUCUUCUUGUGGCCGAAUGAAUCUUCCUUAGCCGUCCCUUCGGAUAAUCGGCUGAGGACCGGGGCUAGUGGUGACCAGCGUGUUAAGGAGCAAGUAAUGAUGACAGUAAGGAGGCAAAAGCCGAAAAAUUCGCAGUCUUCCACCUUGAAUUAUGGCACUAGAGCUGGUUCAAUGUAUGAAACCCUGGAAGAUUCUUACAACAUGAAUCGCAACAGUACAGGCGGUCAUUAUGCAAAAUACCAGAGCGGUACGACAUGGGGUUAUCAGCCUCAGUACAACGGGACUCUAAAGAAGGAAAACAAGCGUUUUAGCUCCCAAAGUCAAUUUGACAAUUGGGGCCGACAGCAAUAUAUAUCCUUGGGAAGUCCGAUUAGUCCCGGAAAUGAUUACAACUACAUGCAAACACUGAAGAGCAGUCGAAGUGAGCCUGACCUCACCGGUCCAAAUAUGAGCACAUUGAGACGCCAGAACCUUUAUAAUGCCCAGAACCAGUAUUCUCAGCAGCAACGGUCUGGAAGGGGAGGGGUCCAUAACUCAAGUUUCUACAGUCAUCAAAGUGGACAACAAUGGAAGCAAACAAGUGUUCCACCAACACGUACACCAUCUUCUAUCUCUGCUACACAUCGGCAGACACAACAGCAAUUUCAGAACACACUCCAGAGAAAUGAAAACUAUGCAGGCAUGCAGCUACCAUCCAGGAUGGAUUCCCGAGAUGAUUUUGAUGGAACUCCUAUGACAUUGAUGCGAGCAGUGGAACUUCUUGAAGGUCCAAAUGAAAAAUAUCAGACAUCUGGUGCAAACUACAUACAGCAUACUUGCUAUCAAGAUGAAAGUGCCAAGAGCCUAGUUAAUCAGUACCAUGGCAUCCAGAAGCUAAUAAGCCUUUUCAGGAGUUCCAAUCAAAAUGUGCAGCUGGCAGCAGCCGGGGCGCUUAGGAAUCUUGUUUUCAAAAACAACCAAAAUAAACUUGAGACAAGCCGUCAAGGAGGUGUCCGCGAGGCAGUCAGCCUAUUGAGGAAGACUCCCAAUCAGGAGAUUCAAAAACAAAUAACAGGUUUGCUCUGGAAUUUGUCAUCUACUGAUCAGCUGAAAGAUGAACUUGUUAAAGAAGCUCUUCCUGUACUGAAUGAGUGUGUUGUGGUUCCAUAUACUGGCUGGGCAGAGAAUCUGGUGUCUGGUCAGAGGAGUUCACUGGAUCCUGAAAUAUUCUUCAAUGCAACCGGAUGUUUAAGGAACCUUAGCUCUGCAGAUGUUGGACGUCAAGCCAUGCGCAAUACUCAAGGGCUAGUGGACUCGCUUAUGCAUUAUAUCCAGCAGUGUGUGGCUGCUAAUUGUCCUGAUGACAAGUCUGUCGAGAACUGUGCUUGCAUUUUGCACAAUCUUUCUUACCAUUUGGACUCAGAAGUGCCCAAUAAAUAUUCACAACUGAAUGAGCAAAUGUUGCGUAACCAGGAAACAGACAAGACAUCCACGGGCUGCUUCAGCAACAAGAGUGAAAAGAUACAGAAUAAUAAUUUUGAGUUGCCACUUCCAGAAGAGGAUGCAAACCCAAAAGGAUCUGCACUGCUGUCUCACUCUAAUGCCAUUAGGACAUACCUGUCUUUGCUAUCACAGAGCCGGAAAGACUCCACAUUGGAAGCUUGUGCUGGAGCACUACAGAAUCUUACUGCUAGCAAAGGACCGAUGUCUAGUGGAAUGAGUCAAAUCAUUGGUUUGAAAGAGAAUGGACUUCCCCAAAUUUCACGUUUGCUUCAAUCUGGAAAUUCUGAUGUGGUAAAAACAGGAACUUCACUUCUUAGCAAUAUGUCUCGUCACCCAUCUCUUCACAAGAGCAUGGGUACGCAGGUGCUUCCGGACAUUUCUCGACUUUUGUCACAAAGUUCAGGAAAUACAACAAACUCAGAAGAUAUUCUCUCUUCUGCAUGUUAUACAAUGCGAAAUCUUAUAAUGGCCCAGCCACAACUGGCAAAGCAAAGCCUUUCUGGCAACUUGCUAGGAAAUUUGGUGAACAUGUGCAAAAAUGGAAGUUCACCUAAAGCUGCCGAAGCAGCUCGUCUUUUCCUGACAGACAUGUGGUCACAAAAGGAGUUGCAAGGAAUAUUAAAACAGCAAGGUCUAGACAAGAGCAUUAUGGGAUCCCUAGCAAGUUCUGCUCUCCGAAAUACAAUAACACGAGUGUUCUAACAUCACAUGCAAUCUAAAGUACAUUUUAGAUUCUCCCAUCCUAUUUACGAACCUGUCAAUAUACAGGAAU
Bufo bufo (common toad) is the source of this 2630-nucleotide messenger RNA. RefSeq names its product plakophilin 1 (gene PKP1). NCBI's taxonomy places the organism in Eukaryota, Metazoa, Chordata, Amphibia, Anura, Bufonidae. Gene Ontology annotation, cellular component: adherens junction; plasma membrane; cytoplasm. Gene Ontology annotation, biological process: cell-cell adhesion; intermediate filament bundle assembly; cell-cell junction assembly. Gene Ontology annotation, molecular function: cadherin binding. The record is from RefSeq and is a predicted model, not a curated record.